Messenger RNA from Episyrphus balteatus (marmalade hoverfly), 3591 nucleotides. RefSeq lists its product as uncharacterized. The record is from RefSeq and is a predicted model, not a curated record. The coding region runs from base 1 to 3591 and encodes 1196 amino acids. NCBI's taxonomy places the organism in Eukaryota, Metazoa, Arthropoda, Insecta, Diptera, Syrphidae. The transcript has 3 exons. Gene Ontology annotation, molecular function: zinc ion binding; nucleic acid binding.
AUGGAGGACUUGUCUGCAUUAGACACCAUUGAAGAAGACCUCGCAUCGUUUCUACAGCGUCUCACUACUGCCAAUGAGAAUCUGCGCGCAAUCAACAAUGAUGUUCAGGCUAAAAAUAAAGAAGACUCUAAACCAGAGAAAAUAGCCGAGUAUGAAGACUCUGCUGUGGGAAUGAUGGCGAGGUUACAAGUUCGGCUAGCAAAAGUACAAGCCCAGAUUAAUCCCUAUCAAAACGAUGUCAAUGCGCGUCGUCAACCUAUAGCACCUAAAGCUCACGGCACGAAACUUCCCAAAUUAGAGCUGAAAAAGUUUUCAGGAGAUCAUCAAGAAUGGAUUCGUUUCUGGGAAAAUUUUCGCACGACUGUGCAUGAGAAUGAGUCAUUGAGUGGUGCUGAAAAAUUUAACUAUUUGCAGUCUGUUUUAACUGGAAAUGCAGCAAAGACUAUAUCUGGUUUCACCCCCACAGACACUUGCUAUGAUGGAGCGAUUUCUCUGUUGCAAGAGGAGUAUGGAGAUACAGAAAAAUUAACAGACAAGUUGAUGCAACAGCUCAUGGCACUUCCAGCUGUUUAUAACAAAACGGAUGCAACGGGGUUAAGAAAUUUGUACAACACAGUAAUAGCUUGCAGUCGAUCUCUAACAGCAUUAGGUGUUCCCUCAUCUCACUAUUAUAUAAUGCUUAAAACGAUACUUUUAAAAUGCAUGCCAAGUGAACUCCGAAUUGAUUACCACCGAAUACAUAAAGACAGCGUGAUAAAGAAGGAAGACACCAAUGAUUCAGCCUCUGAUUCCGGAUCUACUCUUUCUUUCGAUGGAGACAAACAGGUAAAAAACAUUUUGCGUUUCCUUAAACAAGAAGUCGAGUCGAUAGAGAGAGCAGGAGUUAGCAAGUCUUCAACACGAGCGAGCACACAUCACACCCAUGCGCAACCAUCCACAGCUGCUGGCCUUUUCACCUCCACGCAACCCAAUCUAAAUUGUUUCUUUUGCAAAUCCACAGAGCAUUCAACGAAAGAGUGCAACAGUUCGCAAACAAUUGCUGGUAAAAAGAAUAUGCUGAAAGAAGAUGGCAGGUGUUUUCGAUGCACGUUGAAGGGACACACAGCAAGAUUUUGUAAAGCGAGAGGUCUGUAUUGCAAAAAGUGUAAACACAAGCAUCCUUCUUCGUUGUGCAACUUUGAUAAAACAUCAUCUGUCAGUGAAGUGCAAUCAAAAUCGAAAGAAAAUAUAAAAUCUGUCGCAGUGCUUAAUCCCUCAAUAAAUUUGUCUGUGCCAGAUAUUUCAAAACGAAAUAAUACAUCCCAUGUUUUUCUACAAACUGCGCGAUCCCUUUUAGCAUCAAAUAAUUCUUGCUCGGUGACAAACAAUUUAUUUGUUCGAAUUAUCAUCGAUGGUGGAAGCCAGCGAACGUAUAUAAGAGAAGCAGUUGUAAACAAACUCAAUUUGCCGAUAGAGGGUUUUGUUAAUUUAUCCAUAAUUCCAUUUGGUCAAGAUAAAAUUUCCUCUUCUCAAGAAAUGAAAAUAGUUAAAAUUAUUUUGAAAAGUCAAUUUAGCGAAAAGUCUGUAGAAGUUGCUGCUGUUGUUGUUCCAGAGAUCUGCUUAGACGUGUUGGUUGCUCCGGAGAGCAAUAGUUUUCGGCUAGACGGCUUCUGUUUGGCUGACUCAAAUUCAUGUGGACUUAAACAAGAAGAUGGAUUAAGUGUUCUAGUUGGAGCGGAUUAUUAUUGGCAGGUGGUAACUGGCAAAUAUAAUCGAAUAACAAGCCAUUUGACAGCGGUAGACACAAUAUUUGGGUGGACGCUUCAGGGUCCCUGCGACACAGGUGAUGUUAUCGUUAAUGAAAGUGUUUCCACUCUUUUCAGCUCAACAUCAUAUGACGAAAUGUGGAAGUUAGAGACUUUAGGCAUACGAAGCGAUGAGAUGGAGAUGAGUGAUUUCACUAAAGAACUCCAAACAAAAUGUAUUAGAAAGACCGAUACAAGGUACGAAGCGCUCCUACCCUGGAAAACCGUAACUGGACAGAUGGGAAACAACAAAGAAAUGGCUGCGUCAAGGCUGCAUUCCCUUUUAAGAAGACUUCAGAGGGAACCAUCUAAACUUUGCGAAUAUGAUACCGCAAUGCGGCAGUUUAUUGGAGCAGGAUACGCAGAGAUAGUUGUUUCAAGUGACAAAAAUAUGAAGAACCUGUAUUAUAUGCCACACUGCGCAGUAUAUCGCCCUGAAAAGACAUCUACCAAGAUCCGAAUUGUAUUCGAUGCCUCAUCUCAUUUACCAGGUAAAUUAUCUUUAAAUGAAUGUUUAUGGACAGGCUCGAAUCUACUUCCAGACAUGCUCCAAAUUCUGUUGAAUUUCCGGAUCGGUGAAAUUGGGAUAGUGGCUGAUAUUGAGAAAGCGUUCCUGCAAGUGAUGUUAGCUGAAAAUGAAAGAAACAGUCACCGUUUUAUUUGGUUUUCUCAAAACGAAGAUUUAACUACCGACUUUUCAACGGAGGCAGAGUACCGCAUGACUCGUGUCACUUUUGGUGUUUCUUCGAGUCCGUUUUUGCUGUCUGCCACAAUUGCUCUUCACAUCUCUGCACAAUCGAAAGAAUUUCCUGAAACGUGCGACAUACUGAGUAAGUCUUUCUAUAUGGACGAUCUGGUUUCUAGCGUAAAUAGUCAAGGUGAUGCAGAGAAAUUUUGCAAAGAGGCAAGCGAAGUUUUCAAGCGAGCCUAUAUGAAUCUUAGGAAAUGGCGUUGCAAUAAUUCUGAUGUCCAAAAUUCUCUCGAGUUGACUGACGGCUUAGUUCACUCUGUUUUGGGUGUUUUGUGGAACACUUUAUGGCGAGAUAAGGUUAAUUGGGACGAGCUAUUAGACACAGAAUCCAGCAAAAAUUAUAUCACAUGCUUGAAAGACUUAGAACUGGUUCCCGAAAUUUCAAUGCCUAGGUGGCUUGGAAUUAAAGCUGAGUUGACGUCGAUUGAAAUGCACAUAUUUGCGGAUGCGAGCCAGAAAGCUUUUGGUGCUGUUGCAUUUUUGAGAAUCCAAAAUGCAAACUUGGAAAUUGAUGUGAGAUUCGUGUGUGCCAAGGCUCGAGUUGCGCCACUUAAAGAAAAGAAAACAGAUGAUUUAACCUUGCCAAAAUUAGAACUUACAGCUGCGUUGGUUGCUGCCAGGCUUGGUUCUUAUUUCAAGAAAUCAAAUAUACCAUUUAAACGACUUUUUUUGUGGACAGACUCUCAGAUCACACUCCAUUGGAUACAAGGAGAUGCUCGCAAAUGGAAACCAUACGUAUUUAGCCGCGUUAAGGAAAUACAAGACCUCACAGAUUUGAACGACUGGCGUCAUUGUUCUGGGAAAGAAAACCCCGCAGAUUUGUUAACGAGAGGGAUAUCUGCAGAUAAAUUUUCUUCUUCGCCGCUGUGGAAGGAAGGUCCAUCUUGGUUGAAGGAAGAUCAAAGCUACUGGCCUAUAGGAAAUGUUGCUGCUGCUGAAGAUGCUGUUGUUAUGUUGCUGCCGGUUUUUCGAAAGGAAGAAGUUGCUGUUUCUUCAAAAUAUUCGGAACCGCUGUUGCUGAGGGAAAAAGUAUUUCUCGAUCGUCUACCCUCCUGA